Helicoverpa zea (corn earworm) is the source of this 4915-nucleotide messenger RNA. It is a transcript of the gene pygo, whose product is annotated as protein pygopus. Bases 419 to 1879 code for a protein of 486 amino acids. The record is from RefSeq and is a predicted model, not a curated record. Lineage: Eukaryota; Metazoa; Arthropoda; Insecta; Lepidoptera; Noctuidae. The transcript is spliced from 3 exons.
UUCUUCACGAAAAUACAUCGUGAAUGUGGCGUGUGUUGUUUGGAAUACUGUGAGUCGUAAAUAAAAAUGCUUUUGAUGCAUAACUAAAUCUUGUUAUAAGUGAACUUCGUGUGUGUAACAACAUUAAACAAUCAGGCGGCUUUCUGUGAAUAACAAAAUCUGGCGCUAUAAAGUGAUUUACUUUUGGUAUUUUGUCAUAUGUUGCACGCCUGCCUUGGGAUUUCAAUGAAGACAAAAAAAAAUAAUCAGUAAUUCCGAUGCUUAUUUGAUAAUGCUAAAUAGACACAACCAGUCUUCCGGCACGUUAUUGCGCUUUCUCGUGACAAUGCGGUGCCUCUUGUGCGAAUACAUUUUCUAAAAUGUUCAUGUCAUUGAUUCAUGAUGAUGGUUGUUAGAGCUGAAACUGAAUAAUAUCAGAAUGAGUCACAAUCUGGCUGGAAUGCCAUCCUACAGGCUGCCAGGCCCAGGACUAGGGCCUCCAGACUUCAAGCCUCCGAUGGACACGCCGACACCGCCGGCGCCAGCACCAAGCAACCCUAAAAAGAGAAGGAAAACUUCAAAUGCUAAUAAUGCAUUAACGCCCCCUCAACCUCCUCCCACGGCACAAGAUCUUCUGCCUCCUCCUCUAACAGGAUAUGGAGACACUAUUGUUGCUUCAAACCCCUUUGAUGACUCUCCUUCCACCGUAUCACAUAAUGGCCCCAUGAUGAGUCAGAAUGGAUCAAUGAUGAAUCAAAAUGGUCCAAUGGGAAUGAUGGGGCCAAUGCACAGUAUGGGUGGCCCACCAAUGAGACUCAUGAGCCCGCAUGGAAUGAACCCCAUGAACCAGCAAAUGCCUCCUAGAGGUGGAAUCAGUCCGAUGGGUAAUAUGAGUCCUAUGGGACAUAUGGGUGGUAUGUCACCUAUGGGAGGCCCCAAUAUGAGUAUGAGUAACCACAGUAUGGGGCCAGGAAUGGGCCCAACAUCUAGGUCAAUGGGCAGUCCAAUGAGUCCCAUGAAUUCUAUGCCAAUGGGUUCACCAAUGUCAUCUGGACCUAUGGGAAGCCCUAUGAAUAUGGGGUCAAUGGCAGGCAGUCACAUGAGCAAUAGUCCUAUGGGGCCACCAAUGCACAGUCCUCUCGGGGCUGGAUCUAUGAAUGGACCAAUGAAUGGUCCCAUGGGUGGUGGAGGACCAGGCAUGAAUGUCCCACGCAUGAACGGACCAAUGGGGCCUAGUUGCUCUAACGGUUCAAUGGGACCUAGUAAUUCAAUAAUGUCUUCUAAUCCAAUGCAAGGUGGUGGUAUGGGACCUGGGCACUGUGGACCCAUGAGACAUGGAAGUCCAAUGCCCUCAGGCAUGGGAAGUGGACCAAUGGGUGGCAAUGGUCCAAUGACAUCUAUGGGCCCAGGUCCCCCUUAUUCUAGCAGUCAUAUGGGUCACGGAGGACCGAUGGGUAUGGGAGGAAAUGGAUCUAUGGGGAUGGGUCCUGGACCAGGAAAUAUGGGAAAUUGUGGACCACUUGCUGGAAUGAGUGGCAUGGCAAUGGGUGGUCCAGGAGGGCAAGGAGUGGGUCCAAUGGGCCAGAGCAUGGGUAUGUUUGGACCUAAGCCUAUGCCAGUGAGUGCUGGUAAAGUGUACCCACCUGACCAACCUAUGGUGUUUAACCCUCAAAACCCUAAUGCUCCACCCAUAUAUCCAUGUGGAGUUUGUCACAAAGAAGUACAUGACAAUGAUCAAGCUAUAUUGUGUGAAUCUGGAUGCAACUUCUGGUUUCAUAGGGGCUGCACAGGCCUAACGGAGCCAGCAUUCCAGUUGCUGACGGCAGAAGUGUAUGCGGAAUGGGUGUGUGACAAGUGCCUGCACUCCAAGAAUAUACCUCUGGUGAAGUUCAAACCAUAGCGAUGCGCCGUGCCCCCCUCGCCUCCCCUCCUACCACCCAUUUGAGUCAAAAUCCCUUCCUAACAUCACAACAUAUUUAUUUCACUUCAUCAAAUGAGAUGGACACUGUAUGUGAACACAAGUAUAGUAUAUAGGCUUGGGCAUGAAGUCGGUCUGUCUGAUCAACUUAAAAAUUGGUCUGUUGGUUCCCUAGCUAAGAAAGAUCUCAUGUUGGAUAGUUACAUUAAAUUAAGAAAACUAAAAUGUAUUGAAGACUUAAUCAAAUUUAAUAUUAUGUUAAAUCAAUACACAAUUUGAUUGCUAGUAACUCCAGAGAAUAGUUGGUGAAUAGGUUAUUGAUGAAAGUGCAGACGGUCCUGUUAUGUCUAGUCUGUUAUGAUUGUCAUUUUAUUUAUUUUUAACCUAAAUCUAAGAAAUUGUGGUCAAUAAGCCUUGUAUGGAAUAUAUAUAAAAUGUGUUCCUCAUAACGCAUAUCUGUUGAAGCAAAUAAAUGUUUAAGUAUUGGUAGCACAUAAAUGGAUACAGAACUCCAAAGUAUAAGCAAUAAAAAUGGCUGCCCAAGAAGUUUUUGAUGCCUGUUAUGCGUGUUGCUUUAGUCUCUGUGCAUAUUGUAAAUAUUUUUUAGAUAAAUAAGUUAUAAACAUUCUCCGCCUUAUGAAAAUGGUGACCUAAAUGUGUACAUCAAUCAAUGUUGAAUGUAGUGCACAUCAGAUCCGUUGUUAGGUCUUUUACACAUUGUAUUAUUGUAGUCAGACUCAAAGUUCUUGUGUUGACUAUGGCAGCACAGUUUGUAAGACACCUUAGGCGAUCCUAGUUUCACUAUAAUGAUAAUAAUGUACUUAUUAUUUUGGUGCCCUAGUUUGCAUGUAACAUUACGCGCGUUAUCUUUAUGUACUUGUAAAUAUGAUGAAUCCAUACGCUUUGUUAAGUAUAAGGGUGUUAAAUGUGUUUGUCAAUUUUUUAACUUUUGGAGAUUUUUUUAAUAAUAAUUAACAUGUAAUAUAAGCUAUGUAAAUAUACAAGUAGCUUAAUAGUGAACUGAGAUUAUACACCGGAGAUGCUGGCUCCAAACUUGCGCGUGGUUGUGACGUCAUGAGCUCGCGUACUCUGGAUAUCGCAGCUUGUUUUAUUUUUAAUUUACCGAAUCAUAAUUUGGAGCCAGCUCAUACAUACACAUAUAAAGAAUCUUUGUUUCAGUCAUUUUAUCAAUUUUAAUUAUAUUUAAUAUAUACUUUGGAAAUCAAUUGACAUUUCGCCCAUACAAAGUGGUUCGAAGAUAAUGGCUUGUUCAUUGGUAGACAGAUCAGCAUACUACUUUAUAUCACCAUUAUAAGAACAAACAAAUAUCUGGCUACAUCAUAUAAGAUAAAACGUAUAGAAAGUACAACUGCAUGACGUGACUCAUUUUACAAAUGUUAUCUUUCAUCCACUCAAAUUCCGUACCCUCAUUUAGUUAAAAAGCUACGACUGUUCUGUUUCUCACAUACCCGGAACAGGACAGGACUGAAUCAGGAGUCUAUUUAAUGUAAACAAUUCUUUCCUAGAAUAAAUCAAUCUGGUCUCGUCACCUACAUUUGUGUAGCCUUUAAAAUUAAUAAUAUACUUAAUUUCUUCAGUGCACAACAAAAUCAGCGCCAGUAUCAUUUUUUUUACAUAAAUGUUAUGAACAGUUUUGCAGAUAAUGUCCGAAUGCUCAAAUAUGUCCUGGCUAUUUUAGCCAGGUAUAAAACUAUUUUAUUUUAAAAGCUAUUUUUUUUUCGAAUGAAGAGAUACCUUUUUGUUGUAUGUAUAGAAAUCUUAAUCAUACUUUAUGUUUUAACAGUUAAAAUCAAUGUACUUAUAAAAAAUUACGAAAAAUAAAUCCUGCAGUCUUGUCAGGAAAUAACAAACUGAAUCUGUUAUCAGUAUCAAUAAAGUACAUAAUAUAUUUAAAAUAAUCCAUUAUGUUACACAUAUGAAACUGUGUUAAGUACAAGUAGUCAAGUAUGUACUUUUUAAAUUGGCCAUUACUUGGAUAUAAACGUUCAUAAUAACUUUACAAUUUAGUUUUAGAACUUGGACACGCACUUAAUCGUUCGAUUACUUAGGUUGUGCGAAGCAUGCAAUACUUUCGUACAAUUAAACUGUGUAUUUAUGUACGACAAUGUAUGUUAAUUACUAUUACAUAGCUUAUUAGUAAAUUAUUUUGAUGAUUUUUGUCUUAGCUCUGAUUCUAGUGAGAUACCAUCAGUGAAAAAUUAAAGAAAUGUUAACCAGAUGAUCUAUCUUAUUUUUGUCAUAUUUUAUAUCAGGAAUCUUUGAAGUGUAUUUUUCAAUUAUUUAACGUUCAAAAAACACAACACGUUUCAUUUUACGUGUGAAAAAUAUUACAGUGACCAUAAUUUGUAGUUUUACUUAUUCAAAGUAAUUUGUGAAUGUAGCAAAAUUCUUUUUUUUUUCUAUUGAAUCUUGCUAAACUAGUUAACAGUUUCUUGAUUUAUUUUCACAACCAUGACAUUGAAUUAAGUACAGAAGGUUUUAUGAAAUAAGCAUACUUAUAAUUUUGUGGAAGAUUCUAGGAAUUUUAUAUUUUGAGAGAUUUACAUCUUAUGUAAAAACAUUUCUAUUUCGUGCUUAAAAUAUUUUUGUCGUUCUAAAACUAUUGGUAAUCGAGAGAAAUACAUAAGUAUUUAUAAUUGUGUAAAUAUAUUUAAUAUGACUCCACGAAUAAUUUCUGAUAAUUGUACAGUUACUUAUAAUUUAGGAAUUUAUAUAAGAUAUUCGGCCAUGAAUGUAAUAAUAAUUUUAAUGCGGUGAGCACAUCACAAUAAUUAGUUGACGAAGGGACUGCUGCUAUUGUAUAUUAAUUUCACUUGUAAAUGUUACUUACGUGUUACACUACACUAUACACGCAUCGCAACAGUUGUGAAUGUCAGAGUUGUAAUUCAGAAUAUUUUAUGAAGUCUAAAAUAGAAUAUCAGUGGUCUUAAACUUGUGCAUAGUUUAUUUUGUAUUAUGUGAAUAAUAACAAGCAAUAAUAAAAUUGUUAUUGAGGAA